This is a messenger RNA of Hyposmocoma kahamanoa, 603 nucleotides long. RefSeq lists its product as uncharacterized. NCBI's taxonomy places the organism in Eukaryota, Metazoa, Arthropoda, Insecta, Lepidoptera, Cosmopterigidae. The transcript has 2 exons. The record is from RefSeq and is a predicted model, not a curated record. Bases 62 to 592 code for a protein of 176 amino acids.
GAUACCAGCAGCUUUCUUUCAUUCAGAAACCAGUGCCGAGAGCGCGCGCGCGCACAUCACCAUGGGCCAAGAACAGUCAUACGCUUCACACGCUAGUGUGGCUUCAGCCAGACGCUACUCCAAAUACGAUAAAGACGCCAAGUACGAAGACCCCAUACAAUUCAGGAGCCCCCCUGUCGACUACCGCGCAGACGAGAAAGAUUAUAAACGACACAAAAUUAGACGCAGCGGCGAUAGCUUCAAAAGCGACAAUACAGAUAGUAGCGGAUACAGAAGUGGUUCAAGUGCCUACGAAUGCCGUUCAGACAGAUCCUCUAAAAGUGAUUAUUACUGCACGUCUCUAUACAAAAACGACCAUUACAAAGACGUCAACAAAGAAAUAUACAAACCAGUAAAGAUAACAAAAGAGCAACGAUACAAACUUCAAUUGUUUGACGACAAGGAGGAUUUGAAAAGUGAGCGGUUGAAGAGUUACUUGAGUGACACGGAGAAGGCGCAAAAGUCUACACAAAAGAAGUGCGGCAUAAGAAACUAUACACCGAAGAUUCUAUCUGACGAAGAGCAGAGAAAAAAGAUUGAGAACUGGAUAUAAGAGAGUAAUAA